ACUGAGCAGUGGAGAAUGACACCUAACGGGAGAUGGACUGAGCAGUGGAGAGAGACACCUAACGGGAGAUGGACUGAGCAGAAAGUCAGUCGGAGGAACUUGUUCACCAAUUAUCUGUCAUCAAAGAGAUUUCACAAUACAAAAAUGGGAAACCUGUCAAAAAUCGUUGAUGCCCUUCCUGAUCACUAUGGGUGUGUGAUCUUUACAGGCUUGACUGGCACAUUCAUCAACUUGUGGAUGGGCAUCAAUGUAGCCAAAGCCAGGAAACAGUAUGACGUCCCUUAUCCUACCAUGUACAGUUCAGACAAUAAAAUGUUUAACUGCAUCCAGCGUACUCAUCAAAAUACACUUGAGAACUAUCCCAUGUUUCUGAUGCUUUUGUUUAUUGGAGGAUUACAGUACCCAAGAACCUCUGCCUGUGCUGGAACUCUCUAUAACUUGAGCCGGAUUGUCUAUGCCAAGGGUUACUACACUGGAGAUCCUGAGAAGAGGGGCUGGGGCUCUUUCAGUCUCGUCGCAUUGAUCGCCAUGCUCGGCUGUACAGUGGGCGUCGCCCUCAGACAACUCCGCAUCUUUCCACACUGAACCAAGAAUGCAUGAUAGACUCAACUAUUGAUAUGUGCUGUGCAUAAAUAUGUUAACACAAUCAAUUUUUAGUUGUUUUUAUAGAGAGUCUGGUACACUUCAUGAAUAAAUUUCAAAAGAGUUCUUGUAAUAAUAUUACACAUAUACCAUGUAUACAUGGAGUUAUUGGUGCAAAACAUAAUAAAGGUUGUACAUGUA
This is a messenger RNA of Magallana angulata, 783 nucleotides long. Its product is annotated as microsomal glutathione S-transferase 3-like. The record is from RefSeq and is a predicted model, not a curated record. Gene Ontology annotation, molecular function: glutathione transferase activity; glutathione peroxidase activity. The transcript is spliced from 6 exons. Gene Ontology annotation, cellular component: nuclear envelope; endoplasmic reticulum; membrane. NCBI's taxonomy places the organism in Eukaryota, Metazoa, Mollusca, Bivalvia, Ostreida, Ostreidae. The coding region runs from base 16 to 585 and encodes 189 amino acids.